GUGAGGGUGGGAGUGUAGCAGCAGCUGGACGACGUAGCGGCGUACGGCGACGGCGACGCCAGCCCCCGGCGCGGCCGCAUGCCUGCCCCCGACGCCCGGCCAUGGUGGUGACGCAGGGGAACAUGUUCGGCUGCUACGACAGUUACGCCUACCGCUUGUGGAGCCUCGCUAACGUCUGGACCAACUGCCAGCUCCCCUUACCGGCGGCCCCGACGGCGAAGGAGUCGGAGCUGUUGGCCGCCACCUCCGCGUCGGCCGCGGCGCCCGCCUCCGGCGCCGCCCCCGCCGACUUCUUCCACAUCGAGUGCCCGCAGUGCCGCAAGGCCUACCCGGGCUUCCAGGCGCUGCGCGAGCACGUGGAGGCGGAGCACCCCAGGAGCGCGGCCUCCGCCUCCGCCGCCCCCGCCGCCAUCUCGCCCCCGACGCCGACGCCCGGCGGCGCCUACCCCUGCCCCCAGUGCAGCGUCACCUUCGCCACCAGGGACCAGCUGGAGAAGCACGAGCUCCUGCACUCGCCCAACGCCACAGUCUCGUGCAAGAUCUGCAACAAGACGUUCGCGAACGUGUACCGGCUGCAGCGGCACAUGAUCAGCCACGACGAGAGCGCAGUGCUGCGCAAGUUCAAGUGCCCCGAGUGCGACAAGGCGUUCAAGUUCAAGCACCACCUCAAGGAGCACAUCCGCAUCCACAGCGGCGAGAAGCCGUUCGAGUGCGCCAACUGCGGCAAGCGCUUCUCGCACUCCGGCUCCUACUCGAGCCACAUGACGUCCAAGAAGUGUCUCGUGAUGAACCUCAAGGUGGGCCGCGGGGGCGGCCGGGAUCGCGGGGCGAAGCGUGUCUCGGCGCCCCUGGCUCCCGGCGGGCACGCCGCCCCCAACAACCACCACCUGCACGCCGGUAACGCCACCAGCGGCGCCGGCAGCAACAACGGCGGCAGCAGCCAGUUCCCGCCCAUCCUGCCCAAGUUCGCGGCGGCCGCCGCGGCCUACCUGGGCAGGUACCCGCCGCACGUCGCCACCCCCUACUACGUGCCCGCGCCGUCCGCCGCCGCGCCACCGUCGCACCACGCCGCAGCAGCGGCGGCAGCAGCAGCAGCUGCAGCGGCACAGGUGCAAUAUAAGCUGCAGCAGCCCGCAGCGGGCUUUGGCCACCUGUUCCAGCAGCUACCAGCCCCCUACCUCCAGCACCAGCUGCAGCAGCAGCUGCACCACUUCCAGGCGUGUAAAGUGGAGGCUCUGCCUGCACCAUCACAACACCACCAGCAGCACCACGAGCACAGAGAACACCAGGAGGAGCAGACGACAUCUGGGGCAGAGGACGAACGCGAGCCCCGACGUCCGGUGGUGAAACAGGAGCGCCUGGAUGAAGACCAGGACCGAGGGUCAGAGCGCGACCACGACCCCGAGGACAGGGAGCGCCAGUCACCGGAGGGUACCCCGCGACCGGAGUCUGCAGCCGCAUCGGCGCCAGUUAUCAAGCAGGAGCGUAUGGACCACGAGGAAGAGGAAGAGGACCGCGGCUGCUGCGAGGAUGUGGACAUGGAGCAGACCAGGCCCAGUAGUGGCCACCAAAGCCCAGGAUCACCACAUGCUGAUCAAGCCAAGGAGGGCGUGGAGCGCCUGCUGGAGUUGGUGGGGUCCACGGUGAGCCGCCGUCUGGUGGAGGCUGGUGCCCAGCAGCUCUCUGGGUCCCCGGCCACCCCCGCUGGAAGCAGCUACUGCUCCUCCUCAUCCGCCUCCAGUGUCGCCAGCGCCUCGUCGCCACUCACACUCAUCCACCCAUCCAACAACAAUAACAGCAUCACAACCAAUAACAAUAACAACAACAACAACAACACCCUCGAGGACCUGCAGUGCCGCUUCUGCCACAAGAGGCUCACAUCUGCCGUUGACCUGGAUCAGCAUGAAAGGUUCCUGUGCUGUGGGGGCGGAGGGUCAUCGUCAUCCUCCGCAGCCAGUGGCAGUGGGAGUGAGGGCCUCGCGGCCAAGUUGGAAGAUGCGGUCACCGCCAAGACGGAGGAAAUGUCCAUCAACGGUGGCAGCGACGAGGCGAGCGACGACGACGAGGGAGGCGGUGGGGGCGGAGGGGGUGGCACCGCGGGAUCCACCUCCGGCCUCCCCGGUGCCUCUGCCGGGAACCACGGCUCUGGCGGAGGUGUCCUGGGAGCCGGCAUGGGUCGGACGGGCAAGGUCCGCGUGAGGUCGCUCAUCGCCGACGAGCAGCUGGCUGUGCUCAAGGGCUGCUACGCUGCCAACCCUCGGCCCAAGAAGGACGAGCUGGCGCGCAUCGCCGACCGCAUCGGAUUCCCCGUACGUGUGGUGCAGGUGUGGUUCCAGAACACACGAGCACGCGACCGCAGGGAAGGACGGCUAGUGCAUGUGCCGUACCAAGCACCACCCCCACUGGCCCCUCCACCUUCGGGGCUGCCAUCGCCACCCCCGCUCUAUGACCUUACUGCCUCACGCGCACAUGUGGACUCGGCUCACAGGUCUGACUACUCCUGCGGCGGUGACGAGGCGGCGAUGAAUCUGAGUGUGGGCAAGGCGUCCCCUGCAGCGUCGGCGACACCCAGCCCGCACCGUAGCACUGCCCUCGACGCGGGGCAGUCUCCGCCCCCGGCACCUGCUUCUGGCCCGGUCGCCACCCCCACUUUCCCCUUUGGUGGGGAUGGUGGCAGCCGGCUGGCCCGCAUCCUGUCGCAGCCCCGCGACUUGUUUGCACUGGCGGCCCUGGAUCGGCUGCCCUACGGAGGACCCGAGUCCCCGGCACCCUUCGGCCGCUAUCACGAGAACGGUGGUGACUCCUCCAGUCCGCAUUCCGACAAGCGCCCGUGGAAGCAGGGUUACGGGGAUGGCGAAGACACGACGGACGAUGCGGAGGACUCGGGUGGCGACCCAGCUCUGGGCACUUCGCCCUCCAAGAGGCACCGCCUGCUGGCUGCCCUCGGUGGCACUGACCAGGAGCCCGAGGGCCAGUUCGUGUGCGACCAGUGCGACAAGGCAUUCAGCAAGCAGAGCUCGCUGGCGAGACACAAGUACGAGCAUUCCGGUCAGCGGCCUCACAAGUGCGACGUCUGCACCAAGGCGUUCAAGCACAAGCACCACCUCACGGAGCACAAGCGCCUGCACUCUGGAGAGAAGCCCUUCCAGUGCUCCAAGUGCCUCAAGCGUUUCUCGCACUCCGGAUCCUACAGCCAGCACAUGAACCACCGCUACUCCUACUGCAAACCCUACAGAGAGUAGCUGCCGGACACCGGCCCCGUCGGCCACCGUCCCGGCCCCGGCUACUCUCGCCGUGGACUGUACGGGGUGUAGCCUCCUGCAGCCGACGCGUGAACU
Molecule: messenger RNA, 3338 nt
Organism: Schistocerca cancellata (South American locust)
Lineage: Eukaryota; Metazoa; Arthropoda; Insecta; Orthoptera; Acrididae
Product: zinc finger protein 1-like
Exons: 14
Coding region: 102-3242 (1046 amino acids)
Biological process (GO): anatomical structure development; regulation of transcription by RNA polymerase II
Molecular function (GO): DNA-binding transcription factor activity, RNA polymerase II-specific; RNA polymerase II cis-regulatory region sequence-specific DNA binding
Source: RefSeq, a predicted model, not a curated record